This is a messenger RNA of Drosophila takahashii, 1503 nucleotides long. Its product is annotated as zinc finger protein 239. Gene Ontology annotation, biological process: regulation of transcription by RNA polymerase II. Gene Ontology annotation, cellular component: nucleoplasm; nucleus. NCBI's taxonomy places the organism in Eukaryota, Metazoa, Arthropoda, Insecta, Diptera, Drosophilidae. The record is from RefSeq and is a predicted model, not a curated record. Gene Ontology annotation, molecular function: DNA-binding transcription repressor activity, RNA polymerase II-specific; RNA polymerase II cis-regulatory region sequence-specific DNA binding; zinc ion binding.
UUAUUAUUUGGGAAACUUUUACAAAUAUAUCGUUCAGAUUAAUUUUUGCAACUUAACGUGUUGUAGAUGCCCUGAAACAUUGCUCGAAGUUGGUACCUACUUAAAAGAUAAGAAUACGGAUUAUACAAAGUCCCUCUGUCAGAUCAUGGAGUCUUCAAUAUGUCGUGCCUGUCUAAUACCUGCCGAAAAUAUGGUCAAUAUAUUCGAUUCGAAACACGAAUCGGGGAUUUCCAUUGCAAACAUGAUUUCUCAGUGCACCGGUUGUAAAGUGGAAACAGACGAUCUUCUACCCAAAACCAUUUGCUCAGCCUGCCUGCAGGAUGCCCAGAAUGCAUUCGAUAUUAUUGAAAGGUACGAAAGAAGCUACCACUUCUUCUGCUUCUUCAAAGAAAUAAAGGAGGGAGAAUGCGAUAAUGAAGGAUCCUAUUGCUCUGAGGAAGUGACAACCGAAAAAGAUAAAUUAAUUGGAGACAAUCGCCAAGAAAAAACACUCGAAAUAGAUCAGACCGAUUCCGAAGAUAGGAUGGAGAGCUCUGAAGAAGAUUUAGAGCAAAUGGGCUUAGGGGAAAACCCAUUGCAGUGUUUACAAUGCGCACGGAUUUUAACAACUAAAGCAAGUCUUCGAGGACACUUGCGAACUCACACAGGAGAACGACCCUUCAAGUGCUCUAAAUGUCCAAAGUCUUAUACUCGUUCUUCAGGUCUAAAGAGCCACUUGUCAGUUCACAGCGGAGAACGACCGUUCAAGUGUAAACAUUGCUCAAGGACAUACUUACAUAAAUACGAUUUUCGUGUUCACUUGCGCACUCACGCACGAGAACGACCCUUCAAGUGUUCUCACUGUCCAAAGUCUUUUACGACUUCUUCAAAUCUAAAAGUGCACUUGCGAAUUCACACAGGAGAACGACCCUUCAAGUGUUCUCAGUGUCCAAAGUCAUUUACAAUAUUUUUUUCUCUGACUUUGCACUUGCGAAACCACACAGGAGAACGACCCUUUAAGUGUUCCCAAUGUGCAAAGUCUUUUACUACUUCUUCACGUCUACAGAGCCACUUGCUAGUUCACACAGGAGUACGACCGUUCAAGUGUGAUCAUUGCUUUAAAACAUACGCACGUAGAUGCACUCUUCGUCGCCACUUGCAAACUCACACUGGAGAACGACCAUUUAAGUGUACCCAAUGUCCGAAGUCCUAUACUGUUUCUUCAAGUCUAAAGAUCCACUUUCGAACCCACACAGGAGAACGACCAUUCAAGUGUUCCCAUUGUCCAAAGUCAUUUACACAUUCUUCAGGUCUGUCUAAGCACUUGCGAACCCACACAGGAGAACGACCGUUUACGUGUUCCCAUUGUCCAAAGUCUUUUUCUCGAUCUACAAUACUAUCUGCUCACUUGCGAACUCACACCGGAGAAUAAGUGUUCCCACUGUCCAAAGUUUAUAUUGAAUUUUCGUCAAUUUACAAAAAUUGUAUGUUAAUUUGAGUAACAAUGGUUGUUUCUUGAAUGUG